Messenger RNA from Anopheles merus, 7575 nucleotides. RefSeq names its product protein daughterless (gene da). Gene Ontology annotation, molecular function: protein dimerization activity; RNA polymerase II cis-regulatory region sequence-specific DNA binding; DNA-binding transcription factor activity, RNA polymerase II-specific. The record is from RefSeq and is a predicted model, not a curated record. Gene Ontology annotation, biological process: regulation of transcription by RNA polymerase II. The transcript is spliced from 12 exons. Lineage: Eukaryota; Metazoa; Arthropoda; Insecta; Diptera; Culicidae. Bases 1099 to 2988 code for a protein of 629 amino acids. Gene Ontology annotation, cellular component: transcription regulator complex.
GGCGACGAAGCAAAACAUUUCGUUCCAACUCGUCGAUCGGUGCGCACGUGCGUGCGUGUUGGGUGCGUGCGUGUGUGUGUGUUGCUGCUCAGACGACCCUUACCUUACCUUACCCGUGCGUGUCACAAACGGUGCGCUUUCCCCCGCUGGAGCGCGUGUGUGUAGGCGUGUAUGCGGAUUUGUUUGUUGGCAAAGUUGGCUUCCCAUCGAUAGGUCCCAAACGCCAGCAAGAGAGCGCGUCUUGGCACGCUGAAAACGCUGAUCCGUGAUCCCCGAGCUGGUAGUGUGUGGUCGUCGUGUGUGCGUGUUUGUGUGUGCACGCUCGCUAGUGUGUGGCGUGCGCCUUCGAUGGUUUUGGUGUGGUGCACUCUGUGCGUGCGCCAGCAGUGAGAGACGACCGUAAAAGGGAGAAACCCCGCGCGCCCUCGCAUACCCGUGCGCGCGCGUUUGUGUUUGUGUGUGUGUGCGGAACACACGGGGUCUCACGGAGAAGAGUUUCCAAGUUUUCCACCGUACAAUUUCCACCAUACCCCCGGAUUGGAUACGCCGAGAUAAAGAGAGAGAGCGAGAGAGAGAGAGAGCGAGAGAGAGAGAUUUCUAGUGCGAGAAUAAGCCGUUGUGUGGUACUGCUGUGCGUGCGCGCCCGUGUGUGCGCAAGGUUUUACUUUUUGAUAUUAUUUCCCCGCCCCCGUCCCGUCCCCUGCCCUGCCCAGCCAGUGCGCAUUCGUUCGCAUUCGUCCCAGUGCGAAAGGGGCGGCGGGUGGUGUGUGCGUGUGUGAGUAGUGUGUGCGGCAGCAGCCAAGUGUGUAAGUGAGAGAGCGCGUGCAAUUGCUUGUUCGUGCGUGUGUGUGUGUGCGUGCGUUUGCACUGUUGUUGCUGCUGGUGGUGCUGUAUGGUGUUGUGUUUCUUCACGAGCGCUGCUGCUCUGUUGCUGUUGCCAUCAUCAUCAUCAUCAUCAUCAUCGCCGUUAGUAGGAAGCGCGGCUUUGAGAUCAUCUCUCCGUGUUUCGGUUGUGUGUGUCGCGCUGUGGUGUGUAGUGCACUAAAGCACCAGGGAAAACUCUCACAUUAAACCCCCGCUACGCCCGGAUUCGCUAAAAUGGCCACGAGCGACGACGAACAUUUCCAUCUGUACGAGGUGUUUCAGAAUUGUUUCAAUAAAAUCGCCAACAAGCAGCCGCCUGAAAAAGCAGGCUACCAAUCACCAUAUGGCGGCAUGGACAAUGGCGUGUACGCCCCGGAGGAGUACACGCACGAGAGUCCGGUUACGGGCGGGCAGCGAUACACGUCCCCGAAGGCGGGCGGCGCACUGUACCAGCCGGAACCGUACUACGAUUCGCCCGGCGGCUCCUGGUACCCGUCCUCGUCGAGCGGAGCGUACGCACCACAUUCCGGUACGGGCGGUGGCGGCGGCGGUGGUGGCGGCGGCUACCACAACGUAGGUCACGGGACCCAUCUCGGUGGUGGCGGGGCCGGCGGUGGCCCUCAGCACAACCAUGACCAGUACGCGAUGUCGCCGGUCGGUGUGCCGCAUAUGGAUGGCGGCCAUCUUUCACAGAAUCAGACGCAAGCACUUCCACCGAUGAGCACGUUCCGGGGCAAUAACGCACAGAUACCGCCGAUCGGUACGCAGGGCCAGAACUCACCCGCAAUCUACAACGCGCUCGCUGGCGGUCACCACAACCAACAUGCGCAACAUAGUCCAAUUGUACAAAACGACACCCUGGUCGGCAAGGCGCUACAGACGAUGUACCCAACCGAUCAGAGCAUUAGCAGUUACGGUUCCAACCCCAACACGCCAGUGAACUCACCUCCACCGCUCACGUCCCAGCAGCAGGCCCAGCAACAGCAACAACAAGUACAGCAGUCCCAGCAAGCGUCGCAGCAAAGUAUUCAUGUCGCCGCCGUGCCGGCGAGCGGCGGCUCCACCGUCGUCGUACCCGGCGGUGGCGUUCCCGCGUCCGUUGCGUCGGCGGCCACUGCGGCGGCCGUCGCGGCGGCGGGCGGUGCCUGGCAGCAGAUCAACCCGGCGGUGAUCAACAGCAACGGUGGCGGCCCGGCCGUACUCAACAGCCUAUCGAACGGUUCCUACGCGCCCGAGCUAGUGCAUCGAGGACUGCCCCAUAUGGCCAACUCUCCCGAGAUACAGCCGCUAGAUGAGGCGAUCGUGUCGCUACUAAGAGAGCAUGAAAACGUCACGUCCCUGCAAGGGUCACGCAUGGAGGAACGGCUGGACGAUGCCAUCAACAUACUGCGAAAUCACUGCGAACCGCAGGUCGGUGUGUCGCUCUCUUCAAUCGACCCUGCCGCGACCGUCUCACCGUACUCGACCGGCAGCGGGCCGAUCAUUCCACCCUCCUCCCAGCUGCAGCAGCACCCGGACGCGCCGGCCGAACUUUCCACCGUCCCCGUGAAAACGGAACGACUCCCCGGCAGCGGCCCGGUGUCGGUGAACAACAUUUAUCAUUUAUCCUCAGAGAAACGCAAAGAGCCUCCAGAUUCCGACACCAAACCGAGCAGCUCCGUGCAGGGUUCGGCGAAGGGUGCCAAGCGGCAGCGCAAGUAUAGUAAAACCUCGCGCAGUUGUUCCAGUGCUGACGACGACGAUGACGACGACGAUCUGGACCCGCUGGCAAAGGAUCGAAAGGAGCGGGAGCGAAGGCAAGCCAACAAUGCACGUGAAAGAAUACGUAUUCGGGAUAUUAAUGAGGCGCUGAAGGAGCUGGGACGCAUGUGCAUGUCGCACCUGAAAUCAGACAAACCACAGACCAAGCUGGGCAUACUGAACAUGGCUGUAGAAGUGAUAAUGACUCUCGAGCAGCAAGUGCGAGAGCGUAAUCUAAACCCGAAGGCGGCUUGCCUGAAGCGGCGAGAGGAGGAGAAGGCCGAGGACGGUCCGAAGCUACCCCCGCAUAUCCUACAUCAAUCAGCCUACCCUACGCUACCUGGUGCUCCGCCAAGUCUACCGCACAGUGGACCACCACAAUAGCAUACCAAUUUUACCUGCUUUAUUCGAAGAUAACAAACCACAGCACAACUCUUACGGGCAGAAUCCGCACAACCAGUCCAAUACAAGUAAUUAGAUAAAAGAAUGGAAGAGGGAUUCUUGGCGGUCUACAUCCACGGCUGCCAGGAAGCAGUACAGCACACACACACACAAAACCUCCAGAGGUUAAUAAAGGUGUUUAGUUUAGGCGUAGGAAUGGGUGAGUGUGGGGCGACAAAUCGAAGCGAGUGAAGCACAAUAGGAAAAAUGGAAUUUAAAAAAAAAUGCUGGCAUGUUAGGACGAAGCACGGAAGCAUAAAGUGUACAUAUGUGAAGCGCUGGAAGAUAGAAACGCAAGGAAGAAGUAAGAUGCUGUACGUGUGUAAGUAGAACAAAACGUGUUGUAUAAACAACGACAAGGAAACGGAAGGUAGUACUAGUAGUUGCGGUGUGUGAAAUGUAUCACACACUCGCACGUGUCAACAUGUAUUUCAGCCCGUUUUCAGUCGCGCAAAACAUUACAAAUCCCUCUCCUCCGUCUCCCACAACUGUUCGAAAGCGCUCUCACUUUCUCUGGUAGCGGCCACUGUUGGACAGUGCGAAUCAGCGGACAGUGCAGAAGGAGCUGUGUGCAUCUUUUAUACAGCGAACGCAGGAAAUACUUAAUGCAUUAAGUAUUUGGUGCGAUUGUGUAAAAAAUACGUUAAAACUUUUUGUUUUGUUUUUUUAAGAAAUCAAUACAACACCCCGUGACAGCGAUUGAAUCCCCGGUGUGCAAGAAGCGUGUGUGUUUUAGGUGAACCAGAACUAGGCUAGGGCGAUUUUAUUGCACACAAUGCACGCAUGACACGCGCAACUCGGUGCAGAAAGAGUAACAAUUUCUUUGCAAAUAAAAUUAGCGUAAAAUAUUACGCUAGCAGCAGAUAGCAACAGCAGGGGAGCAGAUAGAGGACUAUUUUUUUGUUAUUAAUUCGGGGUGACAAAAAAAUACACAAACAUAAUCGAAUGAUUACAGUACAUCACCCCAGAACAGAUUCCUAAUAGGACAAGGACAGAGAGAGAGAGGGAGCGAAGCGACAUAUGUGGAAACGUUAUAGUGGAAAAGAAGAACAGUAAUAAUAUCUUUUAGUAUUCUCUAUAUAUAUAUACACACACACAACAUAUAUAUAAACUAUAUCGAUAUAAAACCAACAGCAGAAAAAAGCAAGAAGGUCGCAAAAGGAAUGUGUAGAGAGAAGAAUGAAUUUCCAUGAAAUCAAGCCAAGAAUCGAUGAGAGCGCGCGCGCGCGCGUUUGUACCACAAUAGCGAGAUCAUCAUUUUCUUGACGUAGUAAAGGGAGCGUAUUACCAGCAACGUUGUUAGCGAAGCGAGUGAUUGAAUCAUUCGUCGGAAGGGUUUGGAUCAGGGAAAGGAAUUAAGCAACGCCACCAUUAACUUUUGUUCAGAAAAAGAAAAACGGUCAGGGAAAAGGAAAGAGGACAAACAAUGCGUUCAUAUAACCAGUGAAAGAAGUUUAUUCUUCUGUCUGUGGGUGUGUGAGUGAGAAAGUGUUCGCAAGCGUGUCCGAUGGUAGGAAAAUGAGACAUUUCAUGGUUUUGGAUCGAGAAUCGAUCCACCCGGUUUAGGUCCAGGCCGCCGCCGGUUUGAAUCAUAUCAUUUUUGAGAGGAUGUUCGAGACUUAAACCAGUACUUAGUAAGUUACCAGUUACCAGUGUACUUAUAUCGUAACUUGUGUCGACGAGGAUUCGCUUUUUCGUUAAACAAUUGUUCUUUUUUGAAACUGUGUUCAUUAGCAGCGUGUAGUAUGCAGCAGAGUCACUUCGAUCUGUUUGAGCUUUGUUUUGAAAUGCACCCUUUCCCUACCAUCAGACGCGCCAACAACUUUGCGACUGAACAGUUCCUCAGGAACCAAAUCAAUGAUAACCGUGAAUGCCCGAUAAUCAACGACAGUAUUUAUAUUAUUCAACACAUGUUUUGUUAUAGUGUACAAGUUUUCGGUGUCGUGUGUAUCAAACACGAAAGCUUAAGCCUCAAAUGAAGUCGAAAACUUCAAAUCAAAAGGCUUGAUAGUUUAACAUCACAAGACAAUUUUCAAAAAUGACCAUCACACAAAGCAACACACAAACAAUCAAUUAAUUAUACCCUUUUUAAUUGAAAUAUCGUAUAAGAAAAUUACAUCACACAUUAUCGGAAUGCCCUAAGAAUGAUAGUAUUUUGCUGCGUUUGAUAUAAUCUGAUUGUGUUUAGUUGACAGGAGAACUAGAGGGUUAGUUUUUUUUUUUACCAGCAUUAAGCAACUCUUUUCCGGUGGCGCUGAAUGGUUCUUUUUUCUCAUUUUCCCUCAACCUCAUUUACUGCGUCGAUUAAACGUAGCGAAUGAUCGUUAACUUCAAACUACUACGAUCAGCUCGAGGAGCAGCGCUCUUAUGAGUACUGUAAACUAACUAAACGCGCCAAAACAGUGUUUUUACAAAGAUGUGAUAAAAAAAUGUUUCGAGAACAACAAGUGUACGUGUGUGUAUGUGUGUGUUUCUGUAAUGCUAGAGAGCAAAAGGAAAGGAAUAGAAUAAGGAACUCUUUAGGAAGCAAGAACGAGUGCAACGAUUUCAUACGGCCAACCAUCUUGACAAAUCAGUCAAUCUUGAGAGGGGAAACACCUCUAACAUGUUUUAUAUUUUCUAUUUUACACUGCUACGUUCUUUACAAUGAUAUGUCUAUGAAAAGUGUCAAUGAUCAUUUUCUGCAAAUGUGUCGCGACACAUCCGUGUUCGUGUCGAUCAUUGGUGUAAAGAUUCACUGUGAAGCUCUUAAGAAAGAUGGUGAAAAUGUCUCGAUAGUAUUAUUCAUAUUUCUAGCGGAACUUUCUAGAAAAAAAAAGUAUCAAGACAUUCUCAGUCGUUGAAUAACUGUGUCGCCACGUGUUAGCAGAAUCCAUAUAAUUGACAGCAAACACAAUAGCAUAAGCAUUGUUACAACUUCAACUUUACAUUCAUAAUUUUCUCAUUACUACUUUCUAUUGGUAAAGCUAGGCUAAAUGGUUCGUUUAAAAUGAUUCUGAGUUUAAUUUCUUUCAUUUUGCUCUUACAUUGUUUAAAGCACACAUAGCCAAUACCCGUUUGCUAAUAACUGCUCCACGCAUUUGUGUGGAUUCAGUGGUACCACAUAAAUGAGAGAAUGAAAACGUGCUCGUGGUGUGUUUAUUUUACGCGUUAUAGUUUUCCUAUGAUUUAAAAAAAAUGAAAUGCAUGUAUAGAGAAACGUUCUUUAUGUAUACUUUUUAUAUAGGUUUUCUACCGAUUUCGGUGCGGUGUUUUUAUUAUCUUCCAUUCGAUUUUGGUAUUUUGUUUCCAAAGCAAAAUAGAAAAAAACAAGGAUACAAAUGUGUAACAGUGAAAGAGGAGAGAGAGAAAAGAGCAAGAGUUAAAAGUCACAUGUGUUAGGGAUUUAUUUUUCGCCAUUUUAUAAAUAUUCUGGCCUUCCAAUGUUCGUUUUAUGUUAAUUGCUAUUUUAAUUAUUUUAUUUUACCAUAGUAAUAACUUUUAAGGUGACUUAUAUUAGAUGAGUGCGUGUGUGUGUGCCGAGAUAUGCUGCAUGCGGCAGAAAGCACAAAAGCGAAACAUAAUCAAUCAACAUUAGGAAAAAAGGAGGUAAACACCCCGACACACAUCACACAACGCCCGGCGCCGUUAUGCGGUGUUGCGGCGUUAGGUUAGUUUAAGCUAAAAGAGUAUUUUACACACGCACACACAAAUGGAGUACAUAUUAUUUUCUAAACGAUGCUUUAGUUUUAGUCUGUCCCUUAUUUUUCAAGAAUGUGUUAUACAUACAUUUGCUUUUACUUUGUUCUUCUAGUGACAGAGACCGAACAAUGCUAACCCGGAACUGUGUGGUGCUUUCGCAAAACACAGUUGGUUGGGUUUCUGUUCGGUAAAUGGUGUUACAAAAUAAGGAUAAAGAAAAGAAAAGUGUAUGAGAAUGAUGGUGCAAAUGAAAGCUAAAAUCAGUAAAGUGCAAAUGAAACACUGAGUAGCGGGAGAAAGAAGGAUGCACAAAGGUUCUGUUCCUCAUUUUUCAUGGAUUUUUUGGUUUUUGUUUGCUCUGUUUUAGGACACACGCGAAAUAUGCGCUCAUGGUUUAUACUGUUUCUUUCUUUUUUUUUCUACAAGUAUUUUUUCAUGUUUUACAUUGCUUUGCCAAAGGCGCCAUGCUGGUGGUUUCGAUUGCACGAUGGAACGUUACAAUCCUGCAACACACACAAUACACAAUCGUUCGUCAUGCAAAAACGCUCGUCGUACAACGAACACAGUAUAUAGACAAAUCAGAAAAUGCGAAAAAAAAACACUAGCAAAAUAUCGAAAUGCGUGUGCUCAAAUCAAUAACGCAGUUUUGCUACUCAAAGUAAUAAUUAAAAAUAAACAACCAAGCCAAUGCAUGAACAUCCUCCAACUAACAACAAGCCACGAUGUGAACGAGAAGAACGAAAUGAAUAACGAAAUAGAUAAAGCAAGUGAGCAAAAAAAAAAAAAGAGCAACAGUAUAAGACAACAAGUAGCAGUUCCAUUAUAAGCGUAAUGUGUUGCAAGAGCAAA